CAGAAACCAAAAAGUAUGCCACAUACGCUGCUUUCAUAAAACAAAGUGAAACAAUGGACAACUUUGCAAAAUUGCCCGUGGAUUGCAUCUCUGAAAUUCUUUCCUUAACUUCGCCGGCGGAAGUAACCACCUUUUCUACCAUCUCUAAGCGUUUCAAAUCAGCAUCCGACUCCGAUACUGCUUGGAACAAAUUUGUGCCGUCAGAUAUUGACGACAUCAUUUCCAAAUCAUCCACUCCACCGCCCUUUCAGUUACCGCCGCCGUCCAAGAAGCAUCUAUUUCUCAGCCUCUCCGAUAAUCCGAUUGUCCUUGAUGCAGGCAAAAAGAUGUUUUACCUGGACAAGUGUUCUGGCCAGAAAUGCGUUAUGAUUGCACCCGCAGAGCUUGCUUUCUUUGGGACCAAUAAUAAUGUCCAUGACCUAACUAGCAGACCUGAACCAAAAGCCAGGUUCAAGGAGGUAGCAGAACUCAGAGUGUAUUAUGGUGUGUUUGACAUUUGUUUCAAAAUACCAAAUCAAAUGUUGUUAUCCAAGGAAACACAUUACUCAUGUUAUUUGAUGUACCAAGUUAUAGAUAAAUAUGAGGCGGAGAGUAAUGAAUAUAGUGAUUCAACCAUUGAAGCCCUGAAGGAUGUCCCUAUACUUGGAGAUAACAAGAGGGUCGAAAAAGACGGGUGGGAAGAGAUAGAAAUUAAAUCCUUCUUCAACAACGGAGCAAAUGGCGACGACGAUGAGCUACGAGUGUCUGUUGGUGUUGAUUGGUCUUAUGAGUUUAUUAUGGUUCAAGGUAUCGAGUUUCGACCUCGUAAUAUCGUGAGAAAAGAUUAUAGCAGCUGUUAUCCUGAUGUACUUUCAUCAUUGUUAGGUAAAUUCACAAUUGAUAAAUUUCCUCCAUGGAUGAUGGAAUCGAUGGAAGAGCUUUUCAAGGAUAUGAACGAUUAAGCUUCGUUUCAUGUGAUUUUUCUUUACACCAAAAACAAAGACUAGAGUGUUGCUUGUCUGAUUUGGAAUGGAUUUUGAUGUUUUCCUUUGUAUUUGAACUUACAUUAUUAUGAUUAUUACUGUAUUUUGGAUCAUUAAGUAAUACGUAGUAGUUGUGAAAGUUUAUUUUCAACUUCCUCUCAUUUGUUAGUUCUGUAAAGUAAUGACUCCGAUCCUAUUUCAUAAUAAUGCUUCACCCAUUGCAUU
Cuscuta epithymum is the source of this 1187-nucleotide messenger RNA. The record is from the annotation of a GenBank genome assembly. NCBI's taxonomy places the organism in Eukaryota, Viridiplantae, Streptophyta, Magnoliopsida, Solanales, Convolvulaceae.